Messenger RNA from Aphanomyces invadans, 2679 nucleotides. RefSeq lists its product as hypothetical. NCBI's taxonomy places the organism in Eukaryota, Oomycota, Saprolegniomycetes, Saprolegniales, Verrucalvaceae. Gene Ontology annotation, cellular component: cilium. The transcript is spliced from 4 exons. Bases 1 to 2679 code for a protein of 892 amino acids. The record is from RefSeq and is a predicted model, not a curated record.
AUGGCGCGGCAGCCGUUAGUUGGACCGGCGUUUGUCUUGGACGCCAUGCCGUCCGUGCCAGCGCCAUCGUCGUCGUUGCUGGCAAACAAACUCAACGUGGUCGGCAAGUUGCUCCUCGAGUUUGGUGUGCACGACGGCGGCGGCGGCGGCGUGCUCGGCCUCAAGCAUGUGCUCCAGCCCGCGCUCGCGGCAUGCGAGCACAAAGACGCUGCCGUGCGCCAAGCGUCGAUCCAGAUCUUCUCGGAAGCGUUUAAAGUUGCUCGAAGCGCCACGAUGCCGUUUCUGAGCGGACUCGCGCGCGGCGCCAAGCAAAAACUGAUCGCAAAGCUCGUUGAGCUCGGCGUCCUCGAGAGCGAUCUCCUCAUGGACGAAGUCGAUGACUUUGACAGCGUUCCACGGCCAUCGACGUCCGGGCCACGUCCCCCGACUGCCAGUGGAUCGUCGACCAAGCACCGCCCAUCGCUCGCAAACGUGUCCGUGCUGGCGCCGCCUGCCACCGCGACCGACUCGGCGCUUCCCUAUGGAACUGUCCUCACAGACGACCAGCGGUCCGCCUACGCCCGCAUGCUGACCGUCAUGGGCGAGCCCAUCGUCCGGUGUUUGGUCGACAAGACGUGGGCGCCACGGGAAGCUGCGGUCCGAGAAAUCGAAAAGCAAGUUGUGUUGGCGGGUAGCGCCGCUUGCAACAACGGGCCGCCUCGAUGGCCCACGGACGCGGCGACGUUGGUCGUGCUGUCGGAAGCUCUCGAGCUCGUGCUGCACGACACUGUCGCCCGCGUGUACCAGUGCGCGCUGCGCCUUCUCCAGGUGAUCGCGACGGACUUUGUGCCGUCCGUGCCGGGCCACGGCCACGUGCUCGACUCGAUUUUGAAGCCAGCAGUGGAAGCGGUGAUCCAAAAGCUCGGCGACUCCAAGCCGCGCGUGCGAUCCGACUCGUUUGCGGUGCUGCAUGCCGUCGCCACCCUCCCGCAUGUUGGCCCGGCCGCGGUCGCUGCGAUUGUGAUGGAUCAAUUCGACGCGACGGACGCACCGGUUGCCAAGACCGAGAUGCUCAUGCUGCUCACGUCGCUCCUGCGGGAAUCGAAACCCACCAAAGGCACCGAUAGCGACGGCAAGGGACGAGUGGCGCCGCCGAGCGUCGACCACAAGACCGGUGGCGCCGCCGUCCACCUCGCCACCGUCCUCGACACCAUUGUCCCCGCGCUCGACAACAAGCACGUUGACAUUCGCAAUGCCGCGGUCGCGGCGUACACGGCGCUCUACGAAGUUGUCAAGGCGACCCCGACCAGCACCUUGGACCUUGAACGGUGCGUCGCGCAUGUCAAGCCCGCGGUGAGGGAAGCCAUCUCAAAGAACAUCGUGCAGCUGGCCAACUCGAGCGCGGCGAUGCCUCCGCCGCUGACCCUUGAAGACAACAACGACGCGUCGCCCGAAGUCGAGAGCGCGCGGAGCGAGUCCCACGACCUGGAAAAGGUGGCGGCCGUGUUCGGGGCCGAGAUGGCCGCUCGGUUGGCGCACCCGGCGAAGCGGCGCCACGGUCUCGUCCAGCUCAUUGGAAAACUUGCGGAGACCGCACCGACACAGGACAAAUCGUCCGGCACGGCGGCGCCGUGGGAAGUGUGCUGCCUCAUGGCCAAGACAAUGCUCGUCGAUGCGAGUGUGGCGGUCGUGCUGACGACGUUUCAAUUGCUCACGGCCGUCGUGAGCGGUGCGACGUCGGCGAGUCAAGGCGACCGCGCCAGCUUGAUUCCGUGGGGCGAGUGGGGGGUCCACCUCGUCCUGGCGUCGACGGUGCGGUCCGUGCUGCAGCAGGCUGCGCACCCUGCCGUCCGAGUUCGCCUCGCGGUCAAGCAAUGGCUCCAAGUGCUCGCCCACCGCCACACGUUGGGGCGAACAGUGGUCGCGACGGCGCUGGUCGGGCCCCCCGACGCCGUGCGCCAACCCGGCGUGUCGGGGGGAAGCUGCUCCCGCGCCAAGCGACUCCAGCACGUCCGUCUUGGGUGGCAGCUCGUCGUGCGGCUCGAAAUGCUCGACGACAUGCUGCAGGACGACCCGUCGACGGAUUUCGUCGACAAUGUGCUGCCGUUCUUGGGCGCGUCAUGCAUCGGCCACGGCAGUGCCGCCGUCCGCGAGUGGACUCGAACGAUUUUGAUGUGGUUUCACAGCCAGGACGCGCCGCGACUGACGGCAGCGCUGCAACGGGGCAGCAUCCCGCACGGACGCCAACUCGCGGCGCUGCUGGCCGACGCGACGGCGGCUGUGUCGACGGCGGAUGGACCACCCUCGACCGUGCACGUUCGCACGAGCCGGAUGUCCCAUGUGCGGCGUGUCGCGGCGCUCCGGGGAGGUCCGGGGGACGAAUCCCCCCGCGACGACGACUCGCCCGCUCUAGCGUCCGACAACGCGCCGGUCGUGAGCCGAAGCACGACGAAAUCGAAUCAAGUGCACGGGAUCGCGACAAAGCCGCUGUGGCUCCGCGACCAGCGAGAGGACCAGCUCGAGCAUGGAGGCGGGCAACUUGGGCUCGCCCGAGGACCGAAUCUCAUGGGCGGUGCGUCUGGCCUUGUCAAAGCAAGGCGCACCAGUCGACGCCGCAACAACCAUGAUGAUGAUGACGAAGACGACGAUGACCGGCACGGGACGCCGCAGUGCCGACGGGUCCAUGUCGGAAACGCAUGA